Amphimedon queenslandica is the source of this 2951-nucleotide messenger RNA. Its product is annotated as AP-1 complex subunit gamma-1. The transcript is spliced from 21 exons. Gene Ontology annotation, cellular component: Golgi apparatus; AP-1 adaptor complex; membrane coat. The coding region runs from base 159 to 2603 and encodes 814 amino acids. The record is from RefSeq and is a predicted model, not a curated record. Lineage: Eukaryota; Metazoa; Porifera; Demospongiae; Haplosclerida; Niphatidae. Gene Ontology annotation, biological process: intracellular protein transport; vesicle-mediated transport.
UCUGUGUAAGGAGACAAAAUGGCGUCUUAGGCGAACCCCAAGUUUCUGUCUCUCCUGAUAUACUCCGAGACCUUUAGAGGCUGCUUUUAUGCUCGUGGAAGGAGUGAAGAUCAACUAACUUAUCUCUUGUAGCUUUUUAACAAAUUCCCUUCUAAAUAAUGCCCAUCAUUUCGCUAAGAUUGAAAGACCUCAUUCGUGCAAUUAGGGCUUGCCGAACUGCCCAAGACGAAAGGGAUCUUGUCAACAAGGAGUGUGCUUUAAUUAGAACAUCUUUUCGAGAGGAAGACUCAGAGAAUCGUGCCAGAAAUGUAGCGAAAUUAUUGUACAUACACAUGAUGGGAUACCCCGCCCACUUUGGACAGCUGGAGUGUCUCAAGUUAAUUGCAAGUCCAACGUUUUCUGACAAACGUGUCGGAUAUUUAGGUGCUAUGAUGCUUCUGGACGAGAGACAAGAUGUCCACCUGCUCAUAACUAACUCGAUGAAAAAUGAUAUGAAUCAUCAAGUACAAUAUGUUGUGGGAUUAGCUCUCUGUGCUUUGGGGAGCAUUUGCUCUGAGGGCAUGAGCAGAGAUUUGUGUGGUGAAGUAGAAAAACUAUUGAAGUCCACCAACCCUUACAUAGUCAGAAAGGCUGCCCUUUGUGCUGUUCGUCUAGUAUACAAGGUCCCUGAUCUAAUGGAAGUAUUCGUUCCUGCUACUCGCUCUCUCCUAAACGAGAAGAACCACGGCGUGUUACUAACCACUGUUUCCCUCGUAACAGCAAUGUGUCAAGUUAAUCCAGACUCUCUUUCACACUUCAGACGAUUUAUUCCAAAUCUCAUUCGUAUAUUAAAAAACCUCGUUAUGUCUGGCUAUACGCCUGAGCACGAUGUUCACGGCAUUAGUGAUCCCUUCCUUCAGGUACAUAUAUUAAGACUGUUAAGGAUAUUAGGACGAGGGGACCAAGACUCAAGUGAAGCCAUGAAUGACAUACUGGCCCAAGUUGCCACUAACACUGAGAGUGGUAAGAAUGUCGGUCAUGCUGUACUCUACGAGACUGUCUUAACAAUAAUGGACAUUAUGUCAGAGAGUGGACUGCGUGUCCUAGCUAUCAACAUCCUCGGUCGCUUCCUUAGCAAUAGCGACAGGAACAUCCGCUACGUGGCACUCAAUACUUUACUCAAAACUGUACAUGUUGAACACAAUGCUGUCCAGAGGCACAGGUCGACCAUUUUGGACUGUCUCAAAGAGAACGACAUCUCAAUCCAAAAGAGGGCACUGGAGCUCUCGUUUGCUCUAAUUAAUGAGCACAACAUCCGGUCCAUAAUGAAGGAGAUAAUGAUAUUCCUUGAUACAGCAGAGCCGGAGUUUAAGAGUCAGAUUUGCACCAAUAUUCUUCAAGUUACCGACAAAUAUUCUCCUGAUCAGAGUUGGCAUAUUAAUGCAGUUCUCUCAAUGCUUAUAAAGGCUGGAGCUCACGUGCGUGAGGAUUUAGUGUCCGGAAUUAUUUGCAUGGUCUCUGAUGCUGAGGAUCUUCAUGGAUACAGCGCACACAAGCUGUUCUUUGCACUUCGGGAUGAUAUCAGUCAGCAACCGUUAUGUCAAGUUGGUAUAUGGUCCAUUGGUGAGUAUGGUGAUCUGUUGCUAGCAGAUGAAACAGGAAGUGACACGCCCUCUGAAGUGACAGAAGAAGACGUCCUUGAUGUUGUUUUAAAGGUUUUGAAAAGUCCUCAGUCUUCACAGAUCACUAGAAGUUAUGCGAUAAAUGCAAUCAUGAAACUAUCAACCAGGUUCUCGUCCACUUUGCCACAGAUAAAAUCGAUAAUAUCUCAGUAUUGCAAUAACCUGGACACAGAGCUACAGCAAAGAGCUGUGGAAUAUGGAGCCAUCUUUAGCAAACACGAUGGAAUGAGGAGUGGCAUUUUUGAGAGGAUGCCCCUAAUGGGAAAGGGAGGGACUUCAGGUGGCGUCGUUGAAAAUGCAAAACUUUUAGAAAACGGAGAACCCGAGAAAGAACAAAUAUCACUCGUUUCGGAGCCGGCUCCAACUGCCCAAGAGCCAUCACUGUUGGAUUUACUGGGAGGAGACGUCACUCCGACUGUUGCCCCUCCCACUUCUGGAGGCGGAGCCUUGUUGGACCUCCUUGAUAUGAGCCCACCAACAACACUUGCUCUACCCAUUACCUCUGGUGGUGAUUUUGGAGGACUAAUGGACCUAUUGGGUGGACCAGGAGAUUCUACUCUUCCUCCACCUCCUCCAGUAUCACAGAGUAUUCCCAGUAUUAUAGCUUUUGAGAAGAAUAGUUUAAAGAUUGAGUUCCACUUUGAAAAGAAUGGGACAAAUAUAAGCAUCACCCUUCUAGCCACUAAUUCUUCAAAUCUUCCAUUUAGUGAUUUUGUAUUUCAAGCAGCUAUACCAAAAACUUUUAAGCUUCAGAUGCAGCCUCCUAGUGGGAAUGUCAUACCAGCACACAAUCAGGGGAAUGUGACACAAGUUAUAAAUAUUGAGAAUCCACAAAAACAACCGUUAAGAAUGAAGACAAGGAUUAAUUACACUGUCUCAGGUGCCCCUGUUCUAGAACAAGGAGAAGUGAACAACUUCCCUCCUGAACUUAACCAAUUUUAAACGCACUAUUAUUAUUAUUAUUAUUAUUAUUAUUAUUAUUAUUAUUAUUAUUAUUAUUAUUAUUAUUAUUAUUAUUAUUAUUAUUAUUAUUAUUAUUAUUAUUAUUAUUAUUAUUUGCUAUGAUUAUUGAUUAUUCUUAGAUUUCAAUGUUAGUAAUGCUGUAUCUAUUACAAGACAAUGCAUCUUCUCUCUCAAAAAAAACUCUUUUCUUUUUUGUAUUCUUUUUUUCCUAUUAUUAUAAUGUCCUAGAGUGAUUACUACUAUCUAGUGUAUUCUCUUUUCACUAAUUCUUUUAUUUAACAAUUGUUUCUGAAGCUGUUUUAUUUCUACAAAAAGUAUUUUAAUCUC